AUGAAUUUCCUCUCUUUAAACAUCCGUGGCACCAAAGUAAGUGGAAAGGCUAGCUGGGUCCAAAAACUCAAUUUGGAUCAUCGCAUCAACUUCCUGUGUAUCCAAGAAACCCACUGUCUGGACGAGACUUGCCUCAACCCUAGAAGCUUGUGGGGCAACCAAAGAUUUCAAUUCGAGUUCUCCCCCUCCACUGGCAGGGAGGGUCGAUCUGGGGGCAUCACAAGCAUCUGGGAUCCAUUCUUUUUUUCUCUAUCAAACCUAAUAAAAACAACACAUUACCUCAUCACCUCUGGCCUCAUUAAUGGUGUCGACUCCCCCUGCAAUAUCUUGAACCUUUAUGCUCCCCAAGACCAGCAUGCAAAACAACUUGUAUGGGAUGAAAUCACCUCUCACCUGUCAAACACUCAGGGACUCUGGAUCCUUCUUGGGGACUUCAAUGAAGUUCGGGAACCCUGCGAAAGGAAAAAUUCUGUUUUCAAUGCCACAUCUUCCCAGGUUUUUAACGAUUUUAUCCACCAAUGUGAACUCAUUGAGUAUACAAAGAAUGGACACCGUUUUACAUAUGUGGCAGACAAUGGAAUAAAAAAGAGUAGGAUCAACAGGAUCUUGGUGUCCCCAUCUUUCAUGAAUACGUGGCCCACCGCUGCUCUCACAACCCUUCCCCGCUCCCUCUCCGAUCACCGCCCUCUCAUCCUAUCCACAUCAACCCUUGAUUUUGGCCCUCCACCCUUCCGCUUCUUUAAUUCUUGGCUAUCUAAACCUGGAAUAAACGAAAUUAUUAUCAACACUCUCAACACUGGUCACUACUUCGGUCGGCUUGACCAGAUUUUAUCCGCCAAACUAAAAAACCUGAAAGCAAUCCUGAAAACUUGGAUUCGUUCCCAAUCAUCUCUUGAAAACGAAGAACAAACUGCCCUCACAAACCAGAUGAUUACCCUUGAUAGUAUUAUUGACUUUUGGGAGUAUACUGAUGACGAACUUACACUUUGGACCGAAACAAAAGAGCAGCUCCAAGCCCUUGAGCACUCCAAAACCCUUGACCUCCACCAAAAGUCAAAGGCAAAAUGGGUUAAGAGUGGGGACGAAAAUACAGCCUAUUUCCACAGCUUCAUCAACAGCCGCCUCACAAAAAAUCGUAUUCAAGGACUUAACAUUAAUGGACACUGGUUCGUUGACCCUCCCUCAAUACGCCAAGACGCCCUCGAAUUUUUCACAGAAAAGUUCACUGAACCAAUGCAAGUGAGGCCACAGAUUGUAUGCCAAGGGCUCAAAACCCUCUCUCCUGUUGAUGCCAACCUCCUGACCGCACAAUUUACUCUUGCUGAGAUUACAAAGGCAGUUUGGGACUGUGGUAGCGACAAAGCACCAGGUCCCGAUGGUUUCAAUUUCGGCUUCAUCAAACAGUACUAG
Molecule: messenger RNA, 1410 nt
Organism: Erigeron canadensis
Lineage: Eukaryota; Viridiplantae; Streptophyta; Magnoliopsida; Asterales; Asteraceae
Exons: 1
Coding region: 1-1410 (469 amino acids)
Molecular function (GO): catalytic activity
Source: RefSeq, a predicted model, not a curated record